GAACAGAGAGCGGAUGGUCUGUCUCAGUGUGUCUUCUUACUAUUGUUAUGUUUGGGACCGACUGCUGAUCCACUUUAACCUACUCUUUUUCUCCAGGCCAGGACGGAAUGAAACACUGAAACUUUUUUUAAAAUAUAUGUUUUUAAACAUUUGUUUCCUUUCUAUCCAGAUUGAUCUUUUGUUGAUGGCGCGGUCUAACCAAGAUGGACACGGGUCUUCUGCUGGUUAGAGACUAGAUAGCCUAAUUCAUCCUUUUAUUCUAAAUGUAGACUUUAUCCACUCAUCCGCUGCAUUAAGUGUUAUUCAUCCAGUGGAUGUAACCAGACUGGGUCGUUUCCACCCCAGAGGUCACAUCCUAGAAUGAACAUUUUCCCACUGGAGUUUCGGUGAACUUUUUUUUUUUCCCACGACUCGCCAUGUCGGGAGUUGUCCGCACCCUGAGCCGCUGCCUGCUCCCGUCCGAGGCCAGCCGGGACCCGGGCGGCAGCAAGGAGGGCAGCCGGGAGAGGGACGCGGCGCAGGAGCGGGAGGCGCGGCGCAGGAGCCGGGAGAUAGACGCCAUGCUCGCCCGGGAGAGGAGAGCCGUCCGCCGGCUGGUGAAGAUCCUCCUGCUCGGGGCCGGAGAGAGCGGAAAGUCCACAUUCCUCAAACAGAUGCGCAUCAUUAACGGGCAGGAGUUUGAUAAAAAAGCACUUCUGGAUUUCCGGGACACUAUCUAUGAGAAUUUACUGAAGGGCAUGCGUGUGCUGGUGGACGCCCGGGACAAGCUGGGCAUCAGCUGGCAGAGCUGCGAGAACGAGAAGCAGGGCAUGCUGGUGAUGUCGUGGGAGGGGCGCGUGGGCGGCUCGGGAGUCGAGCCAAGCGAGUUUCAGCUGUACGUGAUGGCACUGAGCGCUCUGUGGGCGGACGCCGGCAUACAGGAGGCCUACGCACGACGAUCUGAGUUCCAGCUGAGCGAGUCGGUCAAAUACUUCCUGGAUAACUUGGAUCGUAUUGGUCAACUGAACUUCAUCCCAAGCAAGCAGGACAUUUUGUUUGCGAGGAAGGCGACGAAAGGCAUCGUGGAGCACGACUUUAUCAUCAAGAAGAUCCCUUUCAAGAUGGUGGACGUCGGAGGGCAGAGGUCCCAGAGGCAGAAGUGGUUUCAGUGUUUUGACGGGAUCACGUCGAUACUCUUCAUGGUUUCGUCGUCAGAGUACGAUCAGGUCUUGAUGGAGGAUCGGAGGACAAACCGUUUGGUGGAGAGCAUGAACAUCUUUGAGACCAUCGUCAACAACAAGCUCUUUCUCAACGUGUCCAUCAUCCUCUUCCUCAACAAAACAGACCUGCUGGUGGAAAAGAUCCGCACGGUGGACAUCCGCAAGAACUUCCCCGAGUUCAGAGGAGACCCACGCAGGCUAGAGGACGUACAGGCGUUCCUGGUGCAGUCGUUCAGCCGUAAGAGGAGAAACCGGGGGAAGCCGCUCUUUCACCACUUCACCACCGCGGUGGACACGGAAAACAUCCGCUUUGUGUUUCACGCCGUCAAGGACACCAUCCUGCAGGAAAACCUCAAAGAUAUUAUGCUGCAGUGACCUUCAGGCUGCAGACGACGGCCUUCUCUGACUGUAAACUGUGAAAACCAGCCAUGAAUCCAGACCCGGAGGACUCAGCGACCCACCAGCUCAUAUUAACACUGACCUGUGGAGGAGUCGGUGGAUUUAACUGAACUCUGAACCUGUGGAGCCCUGAAGGGACUCUGGACCUGUUGGCCCCUGUGGAAACUGUGAGGGUCGUAGAGGACAUGACCCUGAAUAAAACCUGCAUGAAUGUGUGAAUGCUGGAAAGACGGUCACCUCCUUGUAGCUGUAGUGUUCUCGCCUUCAUACACAGGUUAGAAAUGUUUUUAAAAAAGAAGAUAAAAAAUAGAGAAAAGCACCAACUACAUGACAUGAGCACUGAAAGUGUUUUUUUUCUAAGAUGUAUAUAUGUAUGUAUAUAUAUAUAUAUAAAAUAUGACUAUUGACAACCCUGUCACUAAACAUAAAAGUCAGACUGCUGCCGGGUGAGAUGUAGCUGGAUCAAGCUGUGUGAGAGAAAAAAAAAAAAGCAGGAGACAGGAAGGAUUUAGGAAAGUAGAGAGAGAGGCUGAAGAAUGCCUUGUCCUAGUGUUCACGUGACGGAGGGAGAGGGGUGAGGGUUGGGGCUCAUACUGGUCAUAUGCUGUGUUAUGUGAUAAGGUUGCACAAAAGUUCCUGUCAGUGAACUUUAACAGAGAGAGGAAAAAAAGAUGAGUCUCUCUCUUCUGCCUAUCUUUACUUCUCAACCCCUGCUUGUGUUUAUGACUCCCGCCAUCAUACCGGAGAUGAACAGCUGCAGAUAACAAGUCUUAUCCUACAGCUCUCUCCUCUGCGGCACAAUAGACGGACUGUUCUUCUCCUCCCUCUCCAGCAGAAACAGGAGACGGUCAAAUUAGAGACUCUUCUUAGUUUGAAGAAACACAGAAACACACAGCUCCUGGUCUCGCUUGAAUUAUGGUCCAUCUCUAUCCCAAUGCCUUUACUUGUGUUUCCCUCCGACAUCCCAGUAGAAGUACCACAAUGGCCUAGACUUAAAUUGAGGUAUAUGAUAAGUAUCCCCUUUACAAGAAGGCUUUGGUAUGCGGCUACACUAAUAGUUUUUUGGGGUUCUGCAAACGUGAAGGGAAGAGCAGAGAAUGACAGGGUUGAACUGUAAAUGACCUAGUUACCAUGUUGCCGGCGGCCAUUUUGGACUUCUGUAGCAGUCAGGGUGGGAAGUUUAGCUAGAUGAUUGGCACAAAACAAGUCAAACACACCAGAGUGAACAAAAACUCUUAUGCAGAAGAAACACAAACAGUCUCUUUCCUGCACUGAGUCCAGUAUUUUUAACAGACCUUCGAGUUACCAUGGAAAGAAAAACGUCUUCCUUUUUUAUUACGUUUGUUUGUUUAGGUCUAUUGCUGCAACAGCUACUUGAUUAAUUAGUCAGUGGGCAACAUUUUGGAUAAUCAAUUGAUCGUCAUUUAUCAAGCAAACGUGCAGUUUCCAGCGUCUCAAAUGCGACAGUUUGCUCGUUGUUCCUGUGUUAUAUUAUUGUGAGUUGAAGGUGUUUGAGUUUUGGACUGUUUGUCUGGCAAAGCAAGUCAUUUAAAGACUUGGCAGAAGGAAUAUGUGUUUACUAUUUUCUUUUUUAAAGCUGAACUAGUGAAUAUUUUCAUUUUAUUUUACUGUUUAAUGUGAAAGGGGUUGUUCUUAUUAACAAUCGCUUGACUCUGUAGUUCCACUCAGCUUUAAAGAACAUUGUAACUUCUUUCAAGCUCAUUGUUUUGGUUUUAAAGCUGGCAACUAAGUUCACUCAAACCCACUUCACACCACCUGUCCAGCGCCAAACAACCAAUAUACACAAUUAGCAGUUAACCGGUAAACACAGUGGAGCAUCUUGCAGCUAAAGAUCCAGAUAUUUCCCUCAGGAGAUGGUUGAGACCAAAGCAGAGCUAAAAGGCGAGUGAAUAUUGGUGAUACAUUCAUGUGGGGAUCAGAAACACGACUGUAACUGUUCUCUAAAACGUUCUUCAUAUCAACUUUUUAAGAUGAUAAGACACAUCGGCCACUUUAUCAGGUGCAAUGUCUCCAUCACCUUGUGAAUGCAGGCCACAAAUAUUUCAGGUUGUUCUGGAUGAGAAGGUGGGUCUUAACAAGUGUUAGAAAAAUGUACCUAAUAAAGUGGCCACCAAUUGUGUGUCUACAGCUUUUGGCCUAAAAACAGUAACCGAGAGAUUAUAACUGAUAAAAAAGAACCACUAGUUGCAGCCCUAUUUCCCCAGUGACAGUCAGCUGGUAAUGUAGCAUUAAAAAAAAGUACAGUCGCUAUGGUUACUUGCAGUUUGGUGAUUAAACUGUUGACCAGAACUGGUUCCCAACAUUUGCAUGAUUUGGUACGCAGCAGUAGGACACAUAGCUGGGCGGCUCCUCCCACCAUGAGUAUUAAGUCCAAAUGGCCUCGAGGGGAAUGAGGCGGAUCAUGAGCACUUCCACACGCCUUAUUGUUAUAAUACUGUAUUAAACUGUGUCAUUUGUAUGUAUUUGUGUGUGUUUGCAUAGUGACUUAAGGCCCUUUUUUUGUGCAUGUUCAUACAUCCUGUACAUAGAAUACUGUAAGUAUUGGACUGACACUGUGUAUAAUGUGGUAACCUGACAAUACAAACACCACUCUGUCUAACAGUAUCACUGUAACUGUAACGUUGCUGUAACAUUUGUCGAUAACUAACCUACCUUUUCCACUCACUUAAGUUUUUGUUUUUUUUGUAAGUGUCGUCAUUGCACUGGAUGCGUCCGAAAAGAAAACAACCAGAAAGGAAAACCUCUGGGGAAAAAUGAAACAAACAAAAAGAAACGGCAGACUUUUUAAAAGGCGAUGAGAAGGAUGAGAAGAGGGAGGUCUUCUGCUUUUGUGUGUGUUUUUUUUGUUUUGUAUCCCAGUGCCUUGGCUUUGUGCUCUGUGGUGAAAUACACUGCCGUUUGCUGACAUGCUGUUUCUUUAUUUUCUCAGUGUGGGCGUCUGUGUGUGUUUAAAUGUGUGUAUACGGCAAAGCAAGAGGUUAAGACCUUCUGCGUUGGAAAGUGGUAGAAAGAUUAGAAGAGAGGAGGGAGAAG
Messenger RNA from Anoplopoma fimbria (sablefish), 4652 nucleotides. RefSeq names its product guanine nucleotide binding protein (G protein) alpha 12a (gene gna12a). The record is from RefSeq and is a predicted model, not a curated record. Gene Ontology annotation, biological process: adenylate cyclase-modulating G protein-coupled receptor signaling pathway; Rho protein signal transduction. Bases 417 to 1574 code for a protein of 385 amino acids. Lineage: Eukaryota; Metazoa; Chordata; Actinopteri; Perciformes; Anoplopomatidae. The transcript has 6 exons. Gene Ontology annotation, molecular function: guanyl nucleotide binding; GTPase activity; G-protein beta/gamma-subunit complex binding. Gene Ontology annotation, cellular component: heterotrimeric G-protein complex; brush border membrane.